GCAACAAUCCUAUUUCGUGACGAUGUAUCGCGCGAUUCGAAAACGAGAUUUGACGUGACUUGACGUUUUGUUUGUCAUGAAAAUAGGAUCGCAUGAAUUUAAAUCAAAAAGUCUUUCUCUGCAGGGGAAACUCGUUAAUAAAUAGAUAUUUUUACCGGCGUUUCGAAGCGGAACUUCCUUCUGUCUCGCUCUUUCGAAGUAUCAUAAUUCAAUAUGGCUUGGGUACCCUUAGAAUCGAAUUCAGAGGUUAUGACGAAGGUAAGCGCAUCACGUUCAAUCGAUUAAUCUUGUUAUUUCCUCGACAUCUUCAGUUUUGCUUCCUCUACAAGUUGGGUGUUCCGAAGAAAUGGGCGAUCGUCGAUGUAUAUAGUUUUGACUCUGACUUGUUGGCGAUUAUCCCUAGACCUGUUCUUGCUGUUAUGCUGCUUUAUCCUGUUCCCGCAAAGACUGAAAAGACCGAGGAAGGAAAGGAAGAAGAAGAAGUUAAGGACAGCAAAAGUGAUGCUCCAGAUUCUAUUUACCAUAUGAAGCAAUGUAUUUCAAAUGCAUGUGGAACAAUUGCGUUACUUCAUAGUGUGGCCAAUAAUUUGGAUGUGAUACAAUUGGAGGAUGGGUUUCUUAAGACAUUUUUGGAACAAACGAAAGGACUCUCGUACGCUGAACGUGGAGAACGUCUAGAAAAUGCACAAGAAAUUAUUGAUACUCACAUGGAAUCUGCCCAGGAAGGACAAACUGAGGCGCCAACUGAAGAUAUGGAAGUGUACCACCAUUUUGUUGCAUUUGUACAUAAAGACGGUUCUCUAUAUGAACUAGAUGGUCGGAAACCUAUUCCUAUCAAUCACGGUCCGACUACGCCCGAAACACUGUUGGACGAUGCUGCUCGUGUAUGUAAGGAAUACAUGGAGCGCGAUCCGACCGAGGUGCGUUUCACGGCGAUCGCCCUUACUGCCAGUGAAUAAAUGCCAUCUCCAAAUGCAUUCGCCUUUAAGCUAACUUAAGAAAAAUUCAAAUAAUUUAUUUACAUGUUACAAUGUUAUACAUAUUUCGCUUCGGCAACGCAUUUAUUUUCAGUUUUGCCAGCUUUUUCGACAAUAUGUAACACGUCAAUGAAAGAAAUUUAUAUAUGCAAU
Molecule: messenger RNA, 1130 nt
Organism: Camponotus floridanus (Florida carpenter ant)
Lineage: Eukaryota; Metazoa; Arthropoda; Insecta; Hymenoptera; Formicidae
Gene: Uch
Product: ubiquitin carboxyl-terminal hydrolase isozyme L3
Exons: 7
Coding region: 93-959 (288 amino acids)
Biological process (GO): protein deubiquitination; ubiquitin-dependent protein catabolic process
Cellular component (GO): cytoplasm
Molecular function (GO): cysteine-type deubiquitinase activity
Source: RefSeq, a predicted model, not a curated record